AUGGCAACUAGUAACAACAAUUUCGAUGCGGAGCAGCUAGAAAUCUUAGUCAAUUGUGCGAUAUGCUUAAAUCAUUACAAAGACCCACGAAUUCUUCCAUGUUCACACACGUUUUGCUAUCAAUGCAUUCAACAGGCAGUUACUCGUGGACGAUUCGCAUGUCCAUUUCGAGAUGACCUAACAAUCAAUCAGAAUGAGAUCGAUGCACUACCAUUAAAUCGCGUAGUCAAAGACAUGGUUGACUUUGUGAACAGUACCAAUCAAACGCGUAAACAAGAAUCGGCUAAUCUAUGUCAAAAUUGUAGUAAAGCGUCAGCAGUGAAUUGGUGUGAACAAUGUGCGUUUGAUUAUUGUGCAUCGUGCACACAAUCUGUUCAUUCUAUCAAAGCUUUACAGUCACAUACGAUCAUUCCCUCUUCAAAUAAAAGUAUGGCUUUUUGUUUGGAACAUCCUGAUGAGAAAUUUCGAUAUUGGUGUUCACAGUGUGAAACACUUGUUUGUCGGGAUUGUUCGUUGUUGAAACAUAAAGAUCACAUACUUCUAUCGAUGAAUGAAGCAGCUGCUGGGAGAAAAGUCGAACUUGAUGCAACUAUUCGAGAACUUGCUGAAAUGAAACAAAAUCUUAUUAGAUUGUCGGACGAGACCCAACGUAUUAUUCGGCAGCAAAAUGAAAUGAUUCGUUUCGAGAAACGGGCCAUUGAUGACGCAUUUAAUUAUCUUCAACGUUUAUUAGAUGAAAGAAGAGCUACGCUAACGAACAGUUUAGACAAUCAACAAACUCAAACAAUGAGAAUCUUAACUCAACAGCAAAUGAAAAUCGAUGAACAUCUGAAACUAGCGAUUGUUCAAGAAACUUGUGCUCGUAAAGUAUCUGAUUCGUCUAAUCCGAUUGAAAUCUUACAAUCUCAAUCGAAUUUAUUACAAAAUCAUCUGAAUUUUAUCGAACAGUAUCAAAAACUAGAUGAAGGUUGUACCAUCAAGCAAUACACAUUCAAAACUGAUGCUAAAACCCAAAAAUGUUUUGCCGAAACGAUUUCAACGUAUGGCUAUAUCGAAAAGAAAGAUCAGAUUGUCAAAAGAAAUGAUACACCAAGUAGUUCAACGCCAAUAGAUCUUUCAAAACCGAAUGGUACAUCGGCACUUACAGGACGAGAAACCAACUGGGUUCGAGGAUACAAACUUUCACUGAAAAAGCCUGUGAAACUUCAUGCAAUACGAGUAAAAUCAGAUUAUCGUGGACCACAUAUUGGUUUUGUCGUCAACGAAGCUGACAAAGUCGUUCAUCAUAUGACGAUUCAUUCAUUCGACACAAAUAUGAAAUGGGUCACCAUUCCAAUAAAUGGUGAUGUAGCAGAUAACUAUUCAGUCUUUGUUUGGGCUUCGUCUGGUAAUGGAUCGUAUACGUAUAAAGAGGGAGACACGCAAUUCCGUGUCAUCAAUCACAACUGUUCAGUGAAAAGUGUUGCUAUUCAAUGUGUCACAAAGAUUACGAAUGAUUUACUUCUUGCUGUCAUUGACAAUCGUUUUUCGAUCGAUAUGAUAGUGGACAUUGAAGAAAAGUAA
Molecule: messenger RNA, 1563 nt
Organism: Adineta ricciae
Lineage: Eukaryota; Metazoa; Rotifera; Eurotatoria; Adinetida; Adinetidae
Source: the annotation of a GenBank genome assembly